AAAUAAAAGAAAAGAAUAUAUAUUUGUAUAAUAAUAACAACAAUGUAACACCUAAUUUCCCCUCCAAUUUAUCGUCCUCCACUCUCUUUCUCUCUCCUCGCAAGCUCCAGCUCUUAGGGGGUGCAUGAGCUUCCCUGUUCUUCUGGUUUUUGUCUAGGAUUCUUCUGGUGUUCUUGAAAGGACUGGAUUUUUUUCGAGAAUUCGGCCGAGGACGAGGUGAAGUUUUGGGUUUUGAAGUGGUGAAUAUUUGACCAAUUUCAGGGCCUGAAAAAGAGGUCAUUUAGGGUUUUGGGGGUAAAAAGUGCCGGCGGAUUUGACAAUGCCGGCGCAUAGAUCGAAAUCAGAGAAGCAUGAGGCUGCGAAGCAGCUACGGAGGGACCCGUAUGAGGUCCUCAGCGUUUGUAGGAACUCGACUGAUCAGGAAAUUAAAAGCGCUUACCGGCGAAUGGCCCUCAAGUAUCAUCCUGAUAAGAAUGCAAAUGACCCUCAAGCAUCAGACAUGUUUAAGGAAGUCACAUUUUCCUAUAACAUCUUGUCAGAUCCAGAUAAACGGCGUCAGUAUGAUACAGCUGGGUUUGAGGCUGUUGAAGCAGAGAGUCAAGAAUUGGAGCUAGAUCUUUCAAGUUUGGGAGCUGUCAACACCAUGUUUGCUGCCCUUUUCAGUAAACUGGGGGUUCCAAUUAAGACUACUGUGUCAGCUACUGUCUUGGAGGGGGCACUUAAUGGCUCUGUCACUGUCCGUCCCCUUCCACUGGGGCAGCCUAUAUCCAGAAAGGUUGAAAAACAAUGUGCUCACUUUUACGAAGUCAUUGUAACUGAAGAGGAAGCACAAGCUGGAUUUGUUUGCCGAGUGCAGUCAUCUGACAAAAGCAAGUUUAAGUUAUUGUAUUUUGAUAAGGAUGGGGAUGGUGAGGGAGGUGGUGGAUUAAGCCUUGCUUUACAGGAAGACAGUGCAAAAACUGGAAAGGUUACAUCAGCUGGGAUGUAUUUCCUUUGUUUCCCUGUGUACCGAUUGGAUCAGACAGUUAACUCGGUAACUGCUUCUAAGGAUCCUGAUGCUGCCUUCUUCAAAAAGCUAGAUGGGUUUCAACCAUGUGAGAUAACUGAGCUGAAGGCUGGCACCCAUGUGUUUGCUGUUUAUGGUGACAACUUUUUUAAAAGCGUAAGCUACACUAUAGAAGCACUUUGUGCUGAGCCAUUUAUGGAAGAAAAGGACAACCUAAGGGCUGUAGAAUCAGAAAUACUAACAAAAAGGGUGGAGUUGUCAAAAUUUGAAGCUGAAUACAGAGAGGUUCUGGCCCAGUUCACCGAAAUGACCAAUAGAUACGCACAAGAAAUGCAAGAGAUUGAUGACCUUCUCAAGCAAAGGAAUGAGAUACAUGCCUCGUAUACUGCUGCACCUCCAAUCAAACGGAGUUCUAGUAGAAGCAGGAGUAAGGGUACAACCAAGGAGGGUAAAGAAGAUGGCGAAGAGAGAGAAAAGAGGUCGACUUCAAGAGAUCGACCCAAGAAGAAAAAGUGGUAUAACAUUCAUCUAAAAGUUGACAAGAGGAAGCCAUGCUGAUAUAGGGUGAGAUAUGAGAACCUUUUCUGUUAAAAACGAAUUGGGUCUUCCCAUUUUUCAUUUAGGCUGAUAGUAUAUUGGGGUUUAGUUUAAGCUCCACAGGGAAAGCUCAUUUGUUUGGGGGUGAUCUCACAUCCAUGGAGACCCAGUACAGAAGGCCAAAACCGGGAUUUCGAGUUCCAGAGGCUUGUGGAUGUAAAUACUUUUAUAGACACUCGUAAGAAAAUGGCUCUCUAUUACAGGCGACUACUCGUUAUUGUAAAAUUCUUGUAUUUUUUCAUGUCAUUGUUUAUUUUUCUUUGGUAUUCCAUCAAUUACACAUGUAAAUCACGUAAUUUAUUCAUUGGGGGCCCGUACGUCGCCUCAUUUAUUGCUUGUAUUUUCGGGAUAAAGAAAGUGGAGAAAUGUGCCAGUAUGUCUUUACUCCUGUAGUAUUAUUAGCUUGUUAUCCUCGUACAAUUUGCAGUAGUUAUCAGAAAGCCAUCAAUGGGAUUUAUUUUU
Molecule: messenger RNA, 2065 nt
Organism: Humulus lupulus (European hop)
Lineage: Eukaryota; Viridiplantae; Streptophyta; Magnoliopsida; Rosales; Cannabaceae
Product: chaperone protein dnaJ 16
Exons: 11
Coding region: 320-1564 (414 amino acids)
Source: RefSeq, a predicted model, not a curated record